ACUUUUGUCUUCUUCUCUCUUUCUUUGCAGUUUGCAUACAUGCAAUCCUAUUUAAGGUCUUCAACAAUAUAUGGUGGGUGAUGCAUAGACAGAGACAAAAUCAUAAGCCACACUCAGGGUCAAGCCAAGAUGGAGAUAUUGUCACAGAUGUGGUCUUUCUUAGGCCUCCUCACUGUACUCCAAAACGUCUUGCCAUCCCAAAUUCUGUCACUUCUCCACUCCUUCUACGAGUCCCUUCAAGACUUCUUCUCCCCAUUCGCCUACUUCGAGAUCCCUGAAUUCAACGACUACUGCGGCGUCGACGUCAAUGACCUCUACCGCCAUGUCAACCUCUACCUCAACUCUGUCAACCCUGCCACCACCUGCCGCCGCUUCACCCUCUCGCGCUCCAAAUCCUCCAACCGCAUCUCCUUCACCGUCGCUCCUAAUCACACAGUCCAUGACUCCUUCAAUGGUCACACUCUCUCCUGGACCCACCACGUGGAGACGGUUCAGGACUCUCUGGACGAGAGGAGAAGCUUCUCCCUCAAGCUCCCCAAGCGCCACCGCCAGGCCCUCCUCUCGCCCUACCUCGAGCUCGUCACCUCUCGCGCUGAGGAGUUUGAGCGAGUCUCUCGCGAGCGAAGGCUCUUCACCAACAAUGGUCAUGGCUCCUACGAGUCCGGCUGGGUGUCCGUCCCAUUCCGCCACCCCUCCACCUUUGAAACCCUCGCGCUGGAGCCGCAGCUCCGGCAACAGAUAACGGACGACCUGACCGCGUUCGCCAACGGGAAGGAGUUCUACCAUAGGGUGGGACGCGCAUGGAAACGUGGGUAUUUGCUAUACGGACCGCCUGGGUCCGGCAAAUCGAGUUUGAUCGCAGCAAUGGCGAAUUACCUCUGCUACGACGUUUACGACCUGGAGCUCACCAAAGUCUCCGACAACUCCGAGCUCAGAGCACUUCUGAUACAGACCACUAACCGCUCCAUCAUCGUCAUCGAGGACAUCGACUGCUCAGUCGAUCUAACGGCGGACAGGCUGUCAAAGACGAAGAGAACGACACCGGCGAAAGGGUCCAGCAGAGACGAGGGUGAGGAGAACGGGCGGGUGACGUUGUCGGGGCUGUUGAAUUUCACCGACGGACUGUGGUCGUGUUGUGGGGAGGAGAGGAUCAUCGUCUUCACCACCAACCACAGGGACAAUGUUGACCCAGCGCUCGUUAGAUGCGGCCGGAUGGACGUUCACGUUAGCCUCGGCACCUGCGGCAUACACGCCUUUAAGGCCUUGGCCGCCAACUACCUGGGCUUGGAGUCCCACCCUCUGUUCGACGUCGUGGAGAGCUGUAUAAGGUCCGGCGGGACACUCACGCCAGCACAAGUUGGAGAAAUACUACUGAGGAAUAGAAGAGACGCUGAAGUGGCAAUCAAGGCGGUGAUAUCGGCAAUGCAGGCAAGGAUUUUGGGAGCCGAAAGGGAACCCAUAGAGUAUGAGGAGAUGGCGAAGUCGCCGGAGAGCGUGGAGAGGGGGCUGAUGGAGUCGCCGGAGAAUUGGGAGACGUCGUCGCCAGGGAAAUACGUGAGGAAGAAGAGGAAGGAGGGGGGUUCAGUUACAGGUUCAGGAAGUAGCUGGGAGAAGAAAGUCAAAUUCUUGGUGAGACUGAGAUCUUUGACCAAGUCUGACUCUGGAAGAAGGGGUUGUUAAUUGAAAGGUCAAAAUUUUGGGAUUGAAUUAGAUGUAAUUUUGUAGUUUCUUCCUUAAUUAAUAACUAAUUUAAGCUUUCGAUUAGUUAGUGA
This is a messenger RNA of Vitis vinifera (wine grape), 1772 nucleotides long. RefSeq names its product AAA-ATPase At4g25835. Gene Ontology annotation, molecular function: ATP binding; ATP hydrolysis activity. Bases 130 to 1680 code for a protein of 516 amino acids. The transcript has a single exon. NCBI's taxonomy places the organism in Eukaryota, Viridiplantae, Streptophyta, Magnoliopsida, Vitales, Vitaceae. The record is from RefSeq and is a predicted model, not a curated record.